GCUAAGCAUAGGGAUUGAGAGAUAGAGAGAAAGACAGAGGUAAGGAACAAGUAAGAGGAGAGCAGCAGUUCUCCAAGCAAGAUGCAUGGAACUACAUCCUGGAGCAACUGAAUUCCCUACCCCUCCUGACAGAUGAGGAAGCGCUCCGAGAAAGCAUCACUCUGUGUAGCAUGUGCUUUAUCACUCCACCUGGCAUGGCUCCACACAAACUGGGAAAAAUAUGGGCUACCAGGUCACUAAUUCUUAUGGCAGCACCGAGAGCAUCCAGAGUGUGCAACUACUGAGAAUGGAGCUCCUGUUUUGUAUAAACAAAUAUAUACCACGCAAUGCACAGCGAGCCCAAAUCUACUGGCCACACUACCUCCUUCCCUCUGGAAACCUGUGACCUUGUUGUGAUUUCUGUGUACCUCUGUCUAUUUGCCUGGUCUCCUGGCCACCGUAGGAGGGAUUGUGAUUAUUCUGUUGGAAUACAAGGGGCCGCAGAGUCUGCAGGUGAACGAAACAAGUUGUGUUCUAUCGGCGAGUAGAGAAUGUCAGUCCUGACCUAAGGGAGAUGCACUUCUGCUUGUAGUCCUGGAAUAGACUGAAAAGAGUGGGCACUUACGAGGAUGGGACAUGGCACUGGCUCUGAACGAUUUUGCAAGAUCUGUUUGGCCAACACAAAAGGACAAAAGGCUAAAGACGAGCCUGAAUACAACACAGCUUUCGUGUCAGGACCACGUCGCUAUUACAAUGCACAACCCCUUCCCACGCUCUGAGAAGGGAGAACAGAGAGCGUCUCCAUCUCCCACACCCUCCCACAAAAAUCUGAGGAUGCGAUGGAGUGAGUUAUGACCUGUUUGGAUGGUGUUUAAUCAACCCCACCGAGAGGAAACUGGGGUGUCCUCCCUUGUUUGGUCUGUGCCAUGCUGGGUCCGAGGACAGCCUUAGCUGGUACACUGGUUUGAUUUUAGCUCAUUUCAAAUCACUUCUUUCAUAAAAAACAAAAUCAACAACUCACAAAGCCCACAACGGAGUAGGUGCAAAACGGAAAGUGCCGAGUGGCCAAAGGACACUGCUGAGAAUAAAAGGCAUUGGAGCAUGUUUAGCGCCCAUGAAAUCCUGCCAACAUAUCAGCGCUUUGGUCGCAACUGCUACACAAGCUUCGAACGAGGACAGUGAACACAAGGGAGGGGAGAAUGCAUACCCCUCCUGUGCUGGGAUUUCAAGCCAUCAUGAGCAACAUCACUGUCCUCGAUAACGUUGAACCCCUUGACUUCGAUAUGGACUUGGACGUUCCUUACCCUGUAAGCUUCCAGGUGUCUUUGACAGGGUUCCUCAUGCUAGAGAUCGUGCUGGGUCUUAGCAGCAACCUGACUGUGUUGGCUCUCUAUUGCAUGAAGUCUAACCUGGUGAGCUCCGUCAGCAACAUUGUAACCAUGAACCUGCAUGUGUUGGACGUGCUGGUGUGCGUGGGAUGCAUCCCACUGACAAUUGUUGUGGUGCUGUUGCCACUAGAGGGCAAUAGUCCACUAAUUUGCUGCUUCCAUGAGGCUUGUGUAUCCUUUGCUAGUGUGGCUACUGCUGCCAAUGUCCUGGCUAUCACUCUAGACCGCUACGACAUCUCAGUACGGCCCGCAAAUCGAGUUCUAACAAUGGGAAGAGCAGUGGCCCUAUUGGGAUCCAUUUGGGUGCUAUCCUUCCUUAGCUUUCUGGUGCCCUUCAUAGAAGAAGGUUUCUUCAGCCAGGCUGGUAAUGAAAGGAAUCAAACACAAGGUGAAGAACCUUCAAACCAAUACUUCACUGAACUGGGCCUCUACUAUCACUUGCUGGCACAGAUCCCAAUCUUCUUCUUUACCGCCGUGGUGAUGUUGGUUACCUACUACAAGAUUCUACAGGCGCUUAACAUCCGCAUUGGUACUCGUUUCCAUGCAGUGCCCAAGAAGCAAAGAAAGAAAAAGACCAUCUCCAUGACUUCCACCCAGCCAGAGUCCACUGAUGCCUCGCAGAGCAGUGCCAGCCGCAAUCCACCUUUGGCCAUGCGUACCUCGGUGUCCGUGAUCAUCGCCCUUCGUAGGGCAGUCAAACGGCACAGGGAACGCCGUGAGCGACAAAAGAGGGUUUUCCGCAUGUCCCUUUUAAUCAUCUCCACCUUCCUGCUUUGCUGGACACCCAUCUCCGUGCUCAACACAGUCAUCUUAAGUGCUGGGCCGAGCAACUUCACUGUGCGCCUCAGACUGGGCUUCCUGGUCAUGGCCUACGGAACUACCAUUUUUCACCCGCUGCUCUACGCCUUCACCCGGCAGAAAUUUCAGAAGGUUCUCAAGAGCAAAAUGAAGAAGCGAGUCGUAUCAGUUGUGGAGGCUGACCCUAUGCCUAAUAACGUGGUCAUCCACAACUCAUGGAUUGACCCAAAAAGGAACAAAAAGGUGACUUUUGAGGAGACGGAGGUCAGGCAAAAAUGUCUCUCAUCGGAGGAUGUGGAAUGAGCUACUGAGACAAUGUAAAGCAAAUAUCCUUAUCAGGUACAAAAGCAUUAAAAAGGAAAACCACUAAUCCAAAGCAGUAAUGAACUUGAAGUGUAUUAAUUGUACAGUACCGUAAGCUGAAUAAUUUAUGACUAUUUAUUGUGAUGGAGAGUAGGUGUCAUAGACGUGUAAAUACUGCAUGUGCUUAGUUGAAGUAGUCAUGGACUACUCCGUACAUACCAGAGUAAAGUAUAAACCACAAAUGUACAGACAUAGAUACUGAUGCUCUUGGUUUUGUUUAUUUGUAUUAAAUGCCCCAAAACAGCUGAAGGGCUCUUUUGUUAUCAAGAUGAAACCCUACUAAGAAUUGAACACAGGACCACAUUACAGAAGUAAAGAUUGGUUAAAUGUCUUUGUUUUCCUUUAUGAGUUUUAAUAUAAGAUCACCGCUGUUUAGAAUUCAAGCUAUGGGUCUCAUUAAGUGGAUAUCCACUAGUUGCACUUUGCCCCCAGAUCAGAGAGUACAGAACAGCUAUAUUACAACUCAGGUCAACAUGGGUGGACUUGCCAAGUAAAAACAUGGACUGCUUCCUUUCAAAAUCACCCCCCAAGCCAACUGGAAUGAAAAUAAUCCCUUUUUAUAGGGACGUGGGUAUGGAGCAUAUUGUCCAAUAAAGGUGCUGGGGUUUGAAGUGGCUGGCAAGUGCCAAUGAGAGGGUGUUGAUACUAAAUACUUGACCUUGUGAGACCCAUUAAACUGAUGGUGUUUGAUUGUGAAGGCUGAAUUAGAGGGUGAUAAUUGUCUCUUUUGGCAGGCUAUGAAAAAUAAAUCACCCCUUGUAUUCGAACAACGGAAGAUCAAAUACUGAUUAGAGUCAUGCGACUGCAUGCACUGUUUAAAAACAGGUUGACUCCCAAUUGAGUUACCAUGCUCAAAUUCAUGAACA
Messenger RNA from Xyrauchen texanus (razorback sucker), 3394 nucleotides. Its product is annotated as G-protein coupled receptor 22. The record is from RefSeq and is a predicted model, not a curated record. Lineage: Eukaryota; Metazoa; Chordata; Actinopteri; Cypriniformes; Catostomidae. The coding region runs from base 1179 to 2468 and encodes 429 amino acids. Gene Ontology annotation, molecular function: G protein-coupled receptor activity; peptide binding. Gene Ontology annotation, biological process: G protein-coupled receptor signaling pathway. Gene Ontology annotation, cellular component: membrane. The transcript has 3 exons.